Messenger RNA from Penicillium macrosclerotiorum, 1245 nucleotides. RefSeq names its product alpha/beta hydrolase. The coding region runs from base 1 to 1245 and encodes 414 amino acids. The record is from RefSeq and is a predicted model, not a curated record. The transcript is spliced from 4 exons. NCBI's taxonomy places the organism in Eukaryota, Fungi, Ascomycota, Eurotiomycetes, Eurotiales, Aspergillaceae.
AUGUCACAUUUUCGUAUCAUCAGACACGAGGCUCGCGCUCAGAAUAUACGGGAGCGCCCCGGAGCGGUGAAAGUAGGGCAUGAGCGAGAGCUUCGACUUGCUGUGAAGCAAUAUAUUCCCCAUGACAACCCUUGUCCCGCAGAUGGUGAUCUUACUAUCAUCGGGGCACACGCAAAUGGAUUUCCGAAGGAGCUGUACGAGCCACUUUGGGAUGAUAUCUACGAAAGACUACAAUUUCACAACCGGCGUAUCCGAUCCAUCUGGAUAGCAGAUGUUGUUCAUCAAGGCCAAAGUGCUGUUUUGAAUGAAGAAAUCUUGGGAGAUGAUCCUAGUUGGUUUGAUCAUGAGCGAGAUUUGCUCUUUCUUAUGAACCUGUUCCAGGACUAUAUCACCCAGCCUAUCAUUGGAGUCGGCCACAGUAUGGGUGGCCUGCAGUUGACCCAUCUUGCCCUGAUGCACUCGUCUCUCCUCCAAGGUCUUAUUUUACUGGAUCCAGUCAUACAAAGGGAAAAUCCCAGCCGGAAAUAUGCUUUACCAUCUACUUAUAGGCGGGACUUGUGGCCAUCUCGCGCGGACGCUGCGGAAAAUUUUCAGUCUAGUCGCUUUUAUAAGACCUGGGAUCGUCGGGUGCUCGAGAAAUGGAUUAAAUAUGGACUCCGAGAUCUGCCGACAAAGCUGUAUCCCACUUCCAGUAAGGCUGGAGCUCGACAGCCCGCUGUCACAUUGACCACACCCAAAUCGCAAGAGUUGUUCACUUUCUUGCGGUCUUCUUAUGUUGAUGAUAGAUCUGGCUUAUCUCGCGGGUCGCCCAAUGAGGAAAUGCACCCGGAUGAUAUAGAUGGCUUCCCAUUUUAUCGACCCGAGCCCCCACAGAUCUUCCGUCGCUUGCCAGAGCUGAAGCCGGCAGUUCUUUAUCUCUUCGGAAAUAACUCGGACCUCUCCUCUCCCGAUUCUCGUCAGGAGAAGCUACGAGUUACCGGCACUGGCAUUGGAGGAAGCGGGGGUGUAUCUCGUGGCCGGGUACAGGAAGUUGUUCUUCCUUGUGGCCAUCUGGUCCCUAUGGAACUUGUCCGAGAAAGCGCUCAAGCGAGUGCUGAUUUCAUUGAUACGGAAUUAUCACACUGGAAGUCACAGACUUUGAAGUUUCAAAAAGCCUGGGGAGGCAUUUCACACGAAGAGCGCACAAGUAUCGACGAGCAGUGGAAGGCUCAUAUGGGUCCCCUGCCAAAAAGGCCGAAAAUUUAA